AUGGUCAAUGAAAACACGAGGAUGUACAUUCCGGAGGAGAACCACCAAGGUCCCAGCUAUGGGAGCCCGCGCCCGGCUCACGCCAACAUGAACGCCAAUGCAGCCGCGGGGCUGGCGCCCGAGCACAUCCCCACGCCGGGGGCCGCCCUGUCCUGGCAGGCCGCCAUAGACGCGGCCCGGCAGGCCAAGCUGAUGGGCAGUGCUGGCAACGCGACCAUCUCCACGGUCAGCUCCACGCAGCGGAAGCGGCAGCAGUACGGGAAGCCCAAGAAGCAGGGCAGCACGACGGCCACACGCCCGCCCCGUGCCCUGCUCUGCCUGACCCUAAAGAACCCCAUCCGGAGGGCCUGCAUCAGCAUCGUCGAGUGGAAGCCAUUUGAAAUCAUUAUUUUACUGACUAUUUUUGCCAAUUGUGUGGCCUUAGCGAUCUAUAUUCCCUUCCCAGAGGACGACUCCAACGCCACGAAUUCCAACCUGGAGCGGGUGGAGUAUCUCUUUCUCAUCAUUUUUACUGUGGAAGCAUUUUUAAAAGUCAUAGCCUACGGACUCCUCUUUCACCCCAACGCUUACCUCCGCAACGGCUGGAACUUACUAGACUUUAUCAUCGUGGUUGUCGGGCUUUUCAGCGCAAUCUUAGAGCAAGCGACCAAAGCCGAUGGGGCCAACGCCCUGGGAGGGAAGGGUGCUGGAUUCGACGUGAAGGCGCUGAGGGCGUUCCGUGUGCUGCGGCCCCUGCGAUUGGUGUCCGGGGUCCCGAGUCUCCAGGUGGUCCUGAACUCCAUCAUCAAGGCCAUGGUGCCCCUGCUGCACAUCGCCCUGCUCGUGCUCUUUGUCAUCAUCAUCUACGCCAUCAUCGGCCUGGAGCUCUUCAUGGGCAAGAUGCACAAGACCUGCUACAACCAGGAGGGCAUUGCAGAUGUCCCAGCAGAAGACGACCCCUCGCCCUGUGCCCUGGAGACGGGACACGGGCGGCAGUGCCAGAACGGCACGGUGUGCAAGCCAGGCUGGGACGGACCCAAGCACGGCAUCACCAACUUCGACAACUUCGCCUUCGCCAUGCUGACUGUGUUCCAGUGUAUCACCAUGGAGGGCUGGACCGAUGUCCUCUACUGGGUCAAUGAUGCCGUGGGAAGGGACUGGCCCUGGAUCUAUUUUGUCACAUUAAUCAUCAUAGGUUCAUUCUUUGUUCUUAACUUGGUUCUCGGUGUCCUUAGCGGAGAGUUCUCCAAAGAGCGAGAGAAGGCCAAGGCCCGGGGCGACUUCCAGAAGCUGCGAGAGAAGCAGCAGCUGGAGGAAGACCUGAAGGGCUACCUGGACUGGAUCACGCAGGCCGAGGACAUCGACCCCGAGAAUGAGGACGAGGGCCUGGACGAGGAGAAGCCCCGAAACAUGAGCAUGCCCACCAGUGAGACCGAGUCUGUCAACACCGAAAACGUGGCUGGAGGGGACAUCGAGGGAGAGAGCUGCGGGGCCAGGCUGGCCCACCGGAUCUCCAAGUCGAAGUUCAGCCGCUACUGGCGCAGGUGGAAUCGGUUCUGCAGAAGGAAGUGCCGUGCAGCCGUGAAGUCCAGCAUCUUCUACUGGCUGGUCAUCUUCCUGGUUUUCCUCAACACUCUCACCAUUGCCUCCGAGCACUACAACCAGCCCCACUGGCUCACGGAAGUCCAAGACACGGCCAACAAGGCGCUGCUGGCCCUGUUCACGGCGGAGAUGCUGCUGAAGAUGUACAGCCUGGGCCUGCAGGCCUACUUCGUGUCGCUCUUCAACCGCUUCGACUGUUUCAUUGUGUGCGGCGGCAUCCUGGAGACCAUCCUGGUGGAGACCAAGAUCAUGUCACCCCUGGGCAUCUCCGUGCUGCGCUGCGUGCGCCUCCUGCGGAUAUUUAAGAUCACAAGAUACUGGAACUCCCUGAGCAACCUGGUGGCGUCCCUGCUGAACUCAGUUCGCUCCAUCGCCUCGCUGCUGCUGCUGCUCUUCCUCUUCAUCAUCAUCUUCUCCCUCCUGGGGAUGCAGCUCUUCGGGGGGAAGUUCAACUUUGAUGAGAUGCAGACCCGGAGAAGCACCUUUGACAACUUCCCGCAGUCCCUCCUCACCGUGUUUCAGAUCCUGACCGGGGAGGACUGGAAUUCGGUGAUGUAUGAUGGGAUCAUGGCUUAUGGCGGCCCCUCUUUUCCAGGGAUGUUAGUCUGUAUUUACUUCAUCAUCCUCUUCAUCUGUGGAAAUUAUAUCCUACUGAACGUGUUCUUGGCCAUUGCUGUGGACAACCUGGCUGACGCCGAGAGCCUCACGUCUGCCCAGAAGGAGGAGGAAGAGGAGAAGGAGAGGAAGAAGCUGGCCAGGACCGCCAGCCCAGAGAAGAAGCAAGAGGUGGUAGAGAAGCCGGCCGUGGAGGAGACCAAGGAGGAGAAAAUCGAGCUGAAAUCCAUCACAGCAGAUGGAGAGUCCCCACCCCCCACCAAGAUCAACAUGGAUGACCUCCAGCCCAACGAGAAUGAGGACAAGAGUUCCUACCCCAACCAGGAAACCACAGGAGAAGAAGAUGAGGAGGAGCCCGAGAUGCCUGUGGGCCCCCGCCCGCGCCCCCUCUCUGAGCUGCACCUGAAGGAGAAGGCGGUGCCCAUGCCGGAAGCCAGCGCCUUCUUCAUCUUCAGCCCCAGCAACAGGUUCCGCCUCCAGUGCCAUCGUAUCGUCAAUGACUCCAUCUUCACCAACCUGAUCCUCUUCUUCAUCCUGCUCAGCAGCAUCUCCCUGGCCGCCGAGGACCCCGUGCAGCACACCUCCUUCAGGAACCACAUUCUAUUUUAUUUUGACAUUGUUUUCACUACCAUUUUCACCAUUGAGAUUGCCCUGAAGAUCCUAGGCAACGCAGACUAUGUCUUCACUAGUAUCUUUACCUUAGAAAUUAUCCUCAAGAUGACAGCCUACGGGGCCUUCCUGCACAAGGGCUCCUUCUGCCGCAACUACUUCAACAUCCUGGACCUGCUGGUGGUCAGCGUGUCCCUCAUCUCCUUCGGCAUCCAGUCCAGUGCCAUCAACGUGGUGAAGAUCCUGCGAGUCCUGAGGGUGCUUCGGCCACUGAGGGCCAUCAACAGGGCCAAGGGCCUGAAGCACGUCGUGCAGUGUGUGUUCGUGGCCAUCCGCACCAUCGGGAACAUUGUGAUCGUCACCACGCUGCUCCAGUUCAUGUUUGCCUGCAUUGGGGUCCAGCUCUUCAAGGGCAAGCUCUACACCUGUUCGGACAGUUCCAAACAGACAGAAGCUGAAUGCAAGGGGAACUACAUCACGUACAAGGAUGGGGAGGUGGACCACCCCAUCAUUCAGCCCCGCAGCUGGGAGAACAGCAAGUUCGACUUCGACAAUGUCCUGGCCGCCAUGAUGGCCCUGUUCACCGUCUCCACCUUCGAGGGAUGGCCAGAGUUGCUGUACCGGUCCAUCGACUCUCACACAGAGGACAAGGGUCCCAUAUACAACUACCGCGUGGAGAUCUCCGUCUUCUUCAUCAUCUACAUCAUCAUCAUUGCCUUCUUCAUGAUGAACAUCUUCGUGGGUUUCGUCAUUGUCACCUUCCAGGAGCAGGGGGAGCAAGAGUACAAGAACUGCGAGCUGGACAAGAACCAGCGGCAGUGUGUGGAGUACGCCCUCAAGGCCCGGCCCCUGCGGAGGUACAUCCCAAAAAACCAGCACCAGUACAAGGUGUGGUACGUGGUCAACUCCACCUACUUCGAGUACCUGAUGUUCGUCCUCAUUCUGCUCAACACCAUCUGCCUGGCCAUGCAGCACUACGGUCAGAGCUGUCUGUUCAAAAUCGCCAUGAACAUUCUCAACAUGCUCUUCACUGGCCUUUUCACGGUGGAGAUGGUCCUGAAGCUCAUCGCCUUCAAGCCCAAGGGCUACUUUAGUGACCCCUGGAAUGUCUUUGACUUCCUGAUCGUAAUUGGCAGCGUAAUUGACGUCAUUCUCAGUGAGACGAAUCACUAUUUCUGUGAUGCAUGGAACACAUUUGACGCCUUGAUUGUUGUGGGUAGCAUUGUUGAUAUAGCCAUCACCGAGGUAAACCCAGCUGAACAUACCCAAUGCUCUCCCUUUAUGAACGCGGAGGAGAACUCUCGCAUCUCCAUCACCUUCUUCCGCCUCUUCCGGGUCAUGCGUCUGGUCAAGCUGCUGAGCCGUGGGGAGGGCAUCCGGACACUGCUGUGGACCUUCAUCAAGUCCUUCCAGGCCCUACCCUAUGUGGCCCUCCUGAUCGUGAUGCUGUUUUUCAUCUACGCUGUGAUCGGGAUGCAGGUGUUUGGGAAAAUCGCCCUGAAUGACACGACAGAGAUCAACAGGAACAACAACUUCCAGACCUUCCCCCAGGCUGUGCUGCUCCUCUUCAGGUGCGCCACCGGGGAGGCCUGGCAGGACAUCAUGCUAGCCUGCAUGCCCGGCAAGAAGUGCGCCCCCGAGUCAGAGCCGGGCAACAGCACGGAGGGGGAGACGCCCUGUGGCAGCAGUUUUGCCGUGUUCUACUUCAUCAGCUUCUACAUGCUCUGCGCCUUCCUGAUCAUCAACCUCUUCGUAGCCGUCAUCAUGGACAACUUUGACUACCUGACGAGGGACUGGUCCAUCCUGGGUCCCCACCACCUGGACGAAUUUAAGAGAAUCUGGGCAGAGUACGACCCCGAAGCCAAGGGACGCAUCAAACACCUGGAUGUGGUGACCCUGCUCCGACGGAUUCAGCCCCCCCUGGGUUUUGGGAAGCUGUGCCCUCACCGCGUGGCUUGCAAACGCCUAGUCUCCAUGAACAUGCCCCUGAACAGCGACGGGACCGUCAUGUUCAAUGCCACGCUGUUUGCCCUGGUCCGGACGGCCCUGAGGAUCAAGACGGAAGGGAACCUGGAACAGGCCAAUGAGGAGCUGCGGGCCAUCAUCAAGAAGAUCUGGAAACGGACCAGCAUGAAGCUGCUGGACCAAGUGGUGCCCCCCGCAGGAGAUGACGAGGUCACGGUGGGCAAGUUUUACGCUACUUUCCUGAUCCAAGAGUAUUUCCGGAAGUUCAAGAAGCGCAAAGAGCAAGGCCUGGUGGGCAAGCCCUCCCAGAGGAACGCCCUGUCCCUGCAGGCUGGCCUGCGCACCCUGCACGACCUGGGGCCCGAGAUCCGCCGGGCCAUCUCUGGGGACCUGACCGCCGAAGAGGAGCUGGACAAGGCCAUGAAGGAGGCGGUGUCUGCGGCCUCAGAAGAUGACAUCUUCAGGAGGGCCGGCGGCCUGUUCGGCAACCAUGUGGGCUACUACCCCAGCGACGGCCGGGGCGCCUUCCCCCAGACCUUCACCACCCAGCGGCCCCUGCACAUCAGCAAGGCGGGCAACAGCCAGGGGGACACUGAGUCCCCCUCCCACGAGAAGCUGGUGGAUUCCACCUUCACCCCCAGCAGCUACUCGUCCGCGGGCUCCAACGCCAACAUCAACAACGCCAACAACACCGCCCUGGGCCGCCGCCCCCGCCCCGCUGUCCACUCGGGUGCUGUCGGCACCUUGGAGGCCCGCGGGCCCCCCUUGUCCCCUGCCAUCCGGGUGCAGGAGGCCGCGUGGAGGCACAGCUCCCAGAGGUGCCCCUCCCGGGACAGCCCGAUAGCCAUGCUGUGUCAGGAAGAGGCCCCUGGAGACGAGACCUGUGCCGUGCACCUGGAUGAGGACGCAGAGCACAGCCGCGAGCCCAGCCUGGUCUCCACGGAGAUGCUCUCCUACCAGGACGACGAGAAUCGGCAGCUGACUCCCCCCGAAGAGGACAGGAGGGACGUCCGUCUGUCCCCAAAGAGGGGCUUCCUGCGCUCCGCCUCCCUAGGUCGAAGGGCCUCCUUCCACCUUGAAUGUCUGAAGCGACAGAAGAAUCCCGGGGGAGACGUCUCUCAGAAGACAGUCCUGCCUUUGCACCUGGUUCACCAUCAGGCGCUGGCAGUGGCAGGCCUGAGCCCCCUCCUGCAGAGAAGCCAUCCCCCCGGGACCCUCCCCCCACCACGCCUCACGCCCCCUGCCACACCCGGCCUGGCCUGGCCUCCACGGCCCGUGCCUACCCUGCGGCUGGAGGGGGCCGAGUCCAGCGACAAGCUCACCAGCAGCUUCCCAUCCAUCCACUGCGACCCCCACGUCGGGGAGCCCACACCCUGCGGGGUCAGCGGCACCCCCCGGAGAGCCCGGCCCGUGUCACUCACUGUGCCCAGCCCGGCAGGGCCCCAGGGCCGGCCGUUCCACGGCAGUGCCAGCAGCCUGGUGGAGGCGGUCUUGAUCUCGGAAGGACUGGGGCAGUUUGCUCAGGACCCCAGGUUCCUCGAGGCCACCACGCAGGAGCUGGCCGACGCCUGCGACAUGACCAUCGAGGAGAUGGAGAGCGCGGCCGACGACAUCCUCAGCGGGGGUGCCGGGCAGAGCCCCAACGGCACACUGCUCCCUUGUGCAAACUGCAGGGACCCGGGGCCGGACCGAGCAGGGGGCGUGGAGGACGCAGCCUGGGCGCCCAGCGCCGAGCCCCGCCAGGGCACAGAGGAGCCCCGGGACAGCAGGGCCUUCGCCAGCGGCCUGUAG
This is a messenger RNA of Rangifer tarandus platyrhynchus (Svalbard reindeer), 6561 nucleotides long. The record is from the annotation of a GenBank genome assembly. Lineage: Eukaryota; Metazoa; Chordata; Mammalia; Artiodactyla; Cervidae.